GCUGGAGUACAUAUAUAAUACCUUUUAAGUAAAAUAAUAUGAUAUUUCUCUCUGUUUUUGGAAAAUUAUUUUUCUACUUAAUAUUUUUCUUAGAGAAAGAUGAAAAGGUUAGGCAACAAAAAGUCACACCUGCAACAUUAAGAUGGUCUAGAUCAAUUACGUACGCACACACAUUUAGAUAUGCUACAUAUACAUAUACGUAUAUAUAUAUAUAUAUACAUUGUACCCCUCUCUGAAUGUUGUUUCUGAAGGUUUAUAAAGCUACUUAAGAUUCUAAUCCUAUGAUUACUGUGAGAACUAAAAAAGAAUAAUCAGUGAAUUUUAGAGAAAGAGAGAAGAGAAAGAGAGAGAGAGAGAGAGAUUACCUUCUUCAUAGGAAAAGCCUUUCUUUCCUCUUCUGCAUUCCUCAAAUUUACCUUCCCAAGAAAACCCAACACAGAAGAAAAUCAAAAAGUUUAGUGUAUUGUGGCGAAGAUGAAAGUCGAAGCUCCGAGAAAGAAGUCGGGUCGGGUCAUCUUCCAAGUUCUUCUUCUGCAUUUCCUUCUUCAAAGUGUUCAUUCUCAGAAAUCACAAAAUAAACUUAACAUCACAAAGCCUGGACAAAACAUACCAACCCCAACAGUUCAGCUAAGGAGAGUUAGUCAUGAUAAGGUGGUAGUUGAUAAUGGUAUUAUUCAAGUAACUUUCUCGAGCCCACAAGGCUUGAUAACUGGAAUCAAAUACAAUGGCAUCGAUAACGUGUUGGACGACGAUAUUGACGAUCGUGGGUAUUGGGACGUAGUCUGGCAUGAACCGGGAAAGAAAGACCAAACUGAUAAAUUAGAAGGAACUAAAUUCGAAAUAAUUACUCAGAACGAAGAACAAGUCGAAAUUUCAUUUACCAGGACGUGGACGAUCUCGAAACGUGGCUCAUUGGUCCCCCUAAACGUAGAUAAAAGGUACAUUAUUCGAAGUGGUGUCUCCGGGAUAUACAUGUACGGUGUAUUGGAAAGGUUAGAAGGUUGGCCCGACGUAGACAUGGACCAAAUUAGGAUCGUCUUCAAGCUCAACCCCCAAAAAUUUGAUUUUAUGGCGAUAUCGGAUGAUCGACAAAGAAGCAUGCCAUCAAUGGCAGAUCGGGACAAUGCUAAGCCAUUAGCUUACAAAGAAGCUGUUCUUUUGACAAAUCCAAGUAACCCUAUGUUCAAAGGAGAGGUAGACGAUAAGUAUAUGUACUCGAUGGAAGACAAAGACAACAACGUUCAUGGUUGGAUCUCGUCGGACCCACCGGUUGGGUUUUGGAUGAUAACUCCAAGCGAUGAGUUCCGUCUUGGUGGGCCCAUCAAGCAAGACCUCACCUCUCACGCGGGACCCAUCACUCUCUCCAUGUUUACGAGCACUCAUUACGCGGGAAAAGAGAUGAGAAUGGAUUAUAGAAACGGAGAGCCAUGGAAGAAAGUUUUUGGACCUGUCUUGGCUUAUCUCAACUCUGUCUCUCCCAAAGAUUCCACUCUACGUCUAUGGAGAGAUGCUAAACGACAGAUGGCUGCAGAGGUCAAAAGCUGGCCUUAUGAUUUUGUAAAUUCAGAAGAUUAUCCUCUUUCUCAUCAAAGAGGAACACUCCAAGGUCAAUUCUAUGUUAAAGACAGUUACGUGUCAAGCUUAAGGAUUUAUGGAAAAUAUGCUUUUGUUGGUUUGGCACCAGUUGGUGAAGCAGGUUCAUGGCAAACCGAAUCCAAGAAAAGGGAGAUUCAUAAUAGAGAAUGUAGCCAGAUCGAUGUAGGGCCUAUAGUGUAUGAGCCGCCGAGAAACGGUCCAACGUUGUGGGAAAUCGGUGUACCGGACCGAACCGCCGGUGAAUUCUAUAUACCGGAUCCUUACCCUACACUUAUGAACAAACUCUAUGUUAACCCACUUCAAGACAGAUUUAGGCAAUAUGGAUUAUGGGAUCGUUACGCAGAUUUAUACCCUCAAAACGAUCUUAUCUACACAGUCGGUGUAAGUGAUUAUAGAAGAGAUUGGUUCUUUGCACAUGUCGUUAGAGACGUUGGAAACGAUACAUUCAACCCAACGACAUGGCAAAUCAUAUUCAACUUAAAAAACGUGAACCGGGUCGGACCAUACACACUCCGGAUAGCUUUAGCCUCAGCCGCUGAUUCAGAGUUACAAGUUCGGAUCAACAACCCGAACUCCGAUCAUAUUUUCACGACCGGUUUAAUCGGAAAAGACAAUGCGAUUGCGAGACAUGGGAUCCACGGGCUGUAUAGAUUGUAUAGUAUCGAUGUUGGUGGAGAUUUACUAAGCGUUGGUGAUAAUACCAUAUAUUUAACUCAGUCGAGAAGUGUAGCACGAUUUCAAGGUGUUAUGUAUGAUUAUAUUCGUCUCGAAAGUCCUUCUAGAACUUGAAAAUUACUAAGUAUAAAGUGAUAAAUAAUUAAAAUUUGUUUGUUUUUUAAAAUUUUCUAGCUAGAGUUAAUUUUUUUUUUCAUUUCAAUGUGAAUGUAUUCAUGUAUAUAAAUAAUACAACAUUUUAGUUUUUUUGUUUUCUGUUUUAGUUAAUAGAAGAAUGAAAUCAAU
This is a messenger RNA of Thlaspi arvense, 2556 nucleotides long. The record is from the annotation of a GenBank genome assembly. NCBI's taxonomy places the organism in Eukaryota, Viridiplantae, Streptophyta, Magnoliopsida, Brassicales, Brassicaceae.